Hyaloperonospora brassicae is the source of this 1188-nucleotide messenger RNA. The record is from the annotation of a GenBank genome assembly. NCBI's taxonomy places the organism in Eukaryota, Oomycota, Peronosporomycetes, Peronosporales, Peronosporaceae.
AUGGACGAAAGUUCCAUCGCGUCCACGAAGCUCUACGUGGGCAACCUCUUUUACGGCCUCACGCUGGAAGACUUGGAGGCAGAAUUCGGCAAGUUUGGACCGCUCGAGCAAUGUGCUGUGAAAAAAGGCUACGCGUUCGUCCACUUCGAGCGGCUCGAAGACGCCGAAAUGGCAGUGCAAGAGAUGAACGACAAGGAAUUAGGUGGCCGUCGCCUGCGCGUGGCCUUUGCCGUGUCGCACGGCUCGCAACGCCGCUACGACGGCCCACCGCCGCCUCUGCACGCAGUGCCCCCCGGCCCACCGCCGAUGAUGCAACCGCUGGACCCCAUUCGGCCGUCGCCGCUGCUGCACAACCCGCGGAUGGCCGUUAAUGCGUCGCCGAAUUUGUUUGUCGCCAACAUCCCGCCCCACGUCAAGAUGAGUGAGCUCGACGACGCGUUUGCUCGAUUUGGUGAAGUCAAGAACGUCAAAGUGCUGCCGCAGUCACGACCUGACGCCCCCAUGUCUGCCUUUGUGGAUUAUACGGAUGUAUCGUCGGCGCAAAAGGCACACAGUACGACGAUUGUCAUGGAUGGACAGCAGCUGCGCACGGACUAUAAUUUCCGCAAAAACAAAGGAGACGGACCGAAGCGCGUGGUAGGCAAAAGCCUUGACGGUAACUUUGAUGGGGAAGAGCCACGCGGCAGGCGUCCGCGCUACGACUCGAUUGACUCUCAAUUCGUGAAGAAGAGCAAGUAUGAUGACGAGACAGAGGAACCGAGCCAUCGUCGCCACCAUCACCAUAGCCACUCGAGUCGACACCAUUCGUCGCGCCAUAGUCGAGACGAACCGGAGGAACGGGGGCGCAGUGGAUCUCCUUUGCCUUAUCGUCACCACAGCAGCAGCAGCUUGCGUAGAGGCGAGGAUCCCUCGAGACGCGAGCGCUCGCGGGACCAUCCACCUUACGGACGCCCGGAUGAGAUGGACGAACUUGACCAACACGAACGCCGUUCGCAUCACGCCAAAUACUACAACCGGCGUCCACGGGGCGAAGAAUAUUCCGAACGUGAACUGGACAAGUCGCCGCCGCAAGAAUUCCGUCGCCACAGUCGUCCGGAGAUGCCAAUGCGCCACGGAUCGCGCCGCAGUCAGCGGGCUGACCAAAGCUGGUCGCCCUCCCACUCGAGGCCCCGCAGUCGUAGCCGCUAA